Arachis stenosperma is the source of this 1232-nucleotide messenger RNA. RefSeq names its product trans-resveratrol di-O-methyltransferase-like. NCBI's taxonomy places the organism in Eukaryota, Viridiplantae, Streptophyta, Magnoliopsida, Fabales, Fabaceae. Gene Ontology annotation, molecular function: O-methyltransferase activity; protein dimerization activity; S-adenosylmethionine-dependent methyltransferase activity. The record is from RefSeq and is a predicted model, not a curated record. The transcript has 2 exons. Gene Ontology annotation, biological process: methylation. The coding region runs from base 3 to 1094 and encodes 363 amino acids.
UUAUGGAAUUCCAAAGUAGAGAGCAGGGGGAUAAUGGUAAACUUCUUAAAGCCCAAAGUCACAUAUGGAAUCAUACUCUUAAUUUUAUAAACUCUAUGUCUCUUAAAUGUGUUGUUGAGUUAGGCAUACCUGAUGCUAUUCACAAAUAUGGCAAACCUAUGCCACUUGCACAACUCAUUUGUUCAUUGCAAAUUCAUCCAUCAAAAACCUCCUUUGUCCAUCGAUUGAUGAGAAUCUUGGUCCAUUCCAACUUCUUCACUACCAAGAAUGUCACCAACAAUGACCUCGAAGUUGAAGUUGGGUAUGUUCUAACCGAUUCAUCUAUGCUAUUGCUUAAGGACAGCCCCUUAAGUUUGAUACCUCACUUGUUUAUGAUCCUUGAUCCCAAUUUUAUAAAACCAUGGCAUCAGAUGUCCACAUGGUUUAAAAAUGAUGAUCCUACAUCAUUUGAAACGGAAUAUGGGAUAACGUUUUGGGAUUAUGCUAGGCAAGCUCCUAAAUUUAAUGAACUUUUCAACGAUGCCAUGGCAAGUGAUGCACGAUUGGUUAGCAAGUUUUUACUUGAUGACAAGUGCAAGGGAGUGUUUGAAGGUUUGGAAUCAUUGGUUGAUGUUGGUGGAGGCACCGGAACUGUUGCAAAGGCCAUUGCCAAAGCAUUCCCACGGUUAGAGUGCAUUGUUUUGGAUCUUCCACAUGUUGUUGCUGAUUUGGAAGGAAGUGAGAACCUUAAAUAUGUUGGAGGAAACAUGUUUGAGGCCAUUCCUCCUUCUAAUGCCAUUUUGUUGAAGUGGAUUUUGCAUAACUGGAAUGAUGAGGAAUGUUCGAAAAUACUGAGGAACUGCAAAGAGGCACUACACAUGAGCAACGGCGAAGGAAGGAAGAUUAUUGUUAUAGACAUUGUGAUGGGGGAUGAGAAGAGUGAUCAUGAGUCAAUUGAAACACAACUCUUUUUUGACAUGAUGAUGAUGGUGUUCCUCACAGGAAAGCAGAGAAAUAGAGAAGAAUGGGCCAACUUAAUAUUCUCAGCUGGUUUUAGCGACUACAAAAUAAUUCCAAUUUUAGGAAUAAGGUCUCUCAUUGAGAUAUAUCCAUAGCAAUAUAUAUGAUAAUAUAUAUAAUCAUUUUUCUAUCUUUUAAAAGAAGAGACUAUACAUAGAUCCCAUAUGAGCUUGCGUAUAUAUAGUAUUAAAAAAGAUAAAAUGAAUAAAGCAAUAUUAUUUAUGAAUUUGGAU